CCUUCAAACCCUACACUUAUGGAAUCUUGCUAUGAGGUUGUGUAUCAUAGACAUGGUUUCUCUCUCUCUCUCUCUCUCUCAUACAAACACAAUCUAUACAAGAGCAUCAAUAUAUUCUGAAGAAACAGCUAAAUUAUUAGGAAUAUCCAGAAGAGAUGACCAAGUUCCAAAGCCUCUCGAGCAAAUUCUUAGCCACCAUUUCUCUCAUUUUCCUCGUUGGCCCCAUUUCAGUUUCUUCAAAGGGGAAAUGUGAAUCCAAAGAAGAAGAUCCAAAAACAUCCGAUGCACUCAAAUAUAAGCUAAUCGGCAUGGCUGCGAUCCUCCUUGCAAGUGCACUAGGAGUUUGCCUUCCAUUUUUGAUAAAGAAGAUGCCAUUUUUACACCCAGAGAAAGGUGUUUACUUCCUCAUCAAGGCCUUCGCAGCAGGGGUAAUCUUGGCAACAGGAUUCAUCCACGUACUUCCUGAUGCCUAUGAGAGUUUAAGGAGCCCAUGCCUUAGUCAAAAUCCGUGGGGGAAGUUUCCGUUUGCCGGCUUUGUUGCAAUGUUGUCGGCUAUUGGGACUCUGAUGAUGGAGGCAUUUGCUACAGGGUACCAGAAGAGGUCUGAGCUGAGGAAAGCUCAGCCGUUGGAUGCAAAUGAGGGAAGUGAUCAUGAACAUGCUGAUCAUCAUGGUGCUGAAUUUGUGUUGGAGAGAUUGGAUUCACCUCAACUUAUCCGGCAGCGCAUAAUUUCUCAGAUUUUGGAGUUGGGUAUUCUGGUUCAUUCUGUGAUUAUUGGGGUAUCGCUUGGUGCUUCUGGAAGUCCAAAGACAAUCAAGCCUCUCAUCACAGCAUUGAGUUUUCAUCAGUUUUUUGAAGGCAUGGGACUUGGCGGAUGCAUUUCUCAGGCGAAAUUUGAGUGUAAAACUGUCACAAUUAUGGUAGUGUUCUUCUCCCUUACCACCCCAACAGGGGUAGCUGUUGGCAUAGGAAUAUCAAACAUUUACAACAAGAAUAGCCCAACAGCACUCAUUGUUCAAGGCUCUCUCUUAGCAGCAUCUGCUGGAAUUCUGAUUUACAUGGCACUUGUUGAUCUUCUUGCUGCUGACUUCAUGAAUCCUAAAAUGCUAAGCAAUUUUAGGCUCCAACUUGGAGCUAAUUUUGCACUUCUACUUGGGGCUUGUUUUAUGUCACUCUUGGCCAGAUGGGGAGAAUCUUAACAGUUUUAAGGGUUUUUUUUUUUUUUUUUGUGUGUGUGUUUGUGUCAAUAGUAAUAAUGGAACCAAAGAUUCUGAAUCAAGAUGUUUUUUACUCUUUACAAUUGUUGGACCUAUUUACAA
Messenger RNA from Corylus avellana, 1319 nucleotides. RefSeq names its product zinc transporter 5. Gene Ontology annotation, cellular component: plasma membrane. The record is from RefSeq and is a predicted model, not a curated record. Gene Ontology annotation, molecular function: zinc ion transmembrane transporter activity. Gene Ontology annotation, biological process: zinc ion transmembrane transport. NCBI's taxonomy places the organism in Eukaryota, Viridiplantae, Streptophyta, Magnoliopsida, Fagales, Betulaceae.